CUUGCUUUCAUCAGCGGUUCGGCACCAGAGUUCCCAGAGCACGUCACUGCCACAAGGACUUGUUGCCAAAACAUCCCUGACUUCACCCCCCUGGCCUGAAGUGAAACUUCCAGAUCCCGUAGAAGAAGCGAAGUACCAUGCAGAAGUGGUACAAAAGGUGAACAAGAUGAUCGCAACGGGGCAGUACGGAAGGCUCUUUGCUGUGGUCCACUUUGCCAGCAAGCAGUGGAAAAUAACCAGUGAAGACUUGAUUAUGAUGGACAAUGUCCUGGAGGCUGAAUGCGGAGACCGAAUCCGGAUGGAAAAGGUUUUGCUGGUUGGUGCUGACGACUUCACGCUUAUUGGAAGGCCGCUCCUGGGGAAAGAUCUCGUCCGUGUGGAGGCUACUGUGAUUGAAAAGACAGAGUCAUGGCCAAAAAUCAACAUGCGCUUUCGGAAGAGGCACAACUAUCAAAAGAAGAAAAUCAUCGUGAACCCACAGACUGUCCUUCGGAUAAACACCAUAGAAAUUUUCCCCUGUUUGUCAUGAUUGAUCGGGUGUUGUGUGGCUUAGGUUUAUUAUUGCUUUAGGCAAUUAUGGAAAUAAAACUGCCUUGUCAUUGGAAAGUUCUGGACUUCUUGCUGUUGUUGGAAAUGGAAAUCUAUAUGUACUUUCUUUUUAAAAAAGCAAAAUGAAAUAUUUUUUUAAACUAUUACUUCAG
Pelecanus crispus (Dalmatian pelican) is the source of this 701-nucleotide messenger RNA. NCBI's taxonomy places the organism in Eukaryota, Metazoa, Chordata, Aves, Pelecaniformes, Pelecanidae. The record is from RefSeq and is a predicted model, not a curated record.